Messenger RNA from Fonsecaea multimorphosa CBS 102226, 3081 nucleotides. RefSeq lists its product as uncharacterized. The transcript has a single exon. Gene Ontology annotation, cellular component: DNA replication preinitiation complex. Gene Ontology annotation, biological process: DNA replication initiation. The record is from RefSeq and is a predicted model, not a curated record. Lineage: Eukaryota; Fungi; Ascomycota; Eurotiomycetes; Chaetothyriales; Herpotrichiellaceae. The coding region runs from base 1 to 3081 and encodes 1026 amino acids.
AUGCAAUCACCAUCCCUUUUGGAUCUUCAACGACCAAUACUCGUCCCAACCGGUGAUAGCAGUUUGAACGUCGCGUUCGACUCCUCCAACCUCAUCCACAGCAGGAAGAGAAAAAGCAGUGAGAUUGAGCCUGGCAAUCAUGGCCUGCAGUCAGACGUUUUCGCUGCGAAGUUACUCUCUCCAAAGCAAACAGUCCUCAACUUCGCGCCGGUAACGCUUGUGGCUCGGGCAUGUCUGCCAUUGGCAUGGCUCGACACCUCUGCCGGUACUAGCCGCACGAUCUUUGAAGCAACCAUUCUUUCAGUGGAAGAAUGGGAACAACGUAUUCUGCUCGUCCGUCAAGUUCCUAACGGCGGUCUCCAUGCCGUUGAGCGGAUUGGCCAAGAUGUCUACAUUGCAUGUCCAUUGCACAGUUCGAUUUCGGAAGCAUGGUGCUAUGAUGCUGCAAUCGGAAAAGUAGCUGAGGUCAAAGUUGAGGAUUUAUUGCGGGCAGAGGGAGAUGACGGCCUUCGCAAUUCCCAUACACGUACAGGAUCAGUCUCGAGUCUGCCAGCAUUGUCCACGCCGAAGAGUCCCAAGAAACCAACAAAUCGACGCGGGGCAUUGGCCAGGAUGUCAAUCUUGAAGCCGAAGGAUCGUGCCUCUCACGGGUUCAUGAUUCCACCGAACUCUCCCCACCUCUCUCAGCAGCCGACUGCUGCUUAUUUGGAUGAUCUGGCUGGCCAGGAUAUGGCUCAGAUCCCGAUUCCCGAUCCCGUUAUGCAAUCCCCAGCUAUUCCACCCUCAAGUCUGUUGGGAGCCCCCACAACAGUCACCACCUCCUCAGGAAUCGGCUUUCAAGACCCAUUCGACAAUACUGUUCCACUGAACGGGGCUCUUCUUCCAGCACCCGCAUCUCUCGCUGCAUCAGAAAACCUUUGGGCUGGCCCGGGCCCUACGGGACCUGAGCGUCUCCGGACACAAUAUUUUGAGCAUCUCUAUACUUCCAAAACUUCACUGGCAUUCUACGUCAAAGGACCACUGAGUCGGGCGCGAGCACAUGUGCGGUCAGGUGGAGAUCCUGCAAAAGCAAUACUCGAACUCUCCGAGUUCUAUGAGCAGAGUAUAUUGCCUACAAAGAAAAUCGACCUGAAAUACAAGGAGUCCCUGUCAAAAGUAAUCAGAGAACUGCCACCAAUGAUCGUCGAGCAGGAAGGAGAAGGUUUCGUCGGACAAGACACAUCUCAGAAGAAGAAAAAGUCUCGGAAGAAGAAAGUAAAGCUGGGCAAGGAUUGUCUAUGGCCUGAUGAGGAGGAGUUCAUUGCGAAGUGGUGGCGUGGUAGGGAUUUAAAGGCGACGAGUCUUACAGCAACUGGUCAGGCCGAGGAGAUGCGGAAAGAGUUCGCAGACUUGCGUAUGCGGGAGAGUGAGAUGCAAAUGCUUCUAAUUCUAGAGGUCAUGUUGCUCGGACUUGCAGGGUCACGACUCUCAGAGACUGCGAAGCCAGCCCAAGUAACAGAUCCAGAGGUAAAACUCCAGUCGGUCGAGGACGAAAACAAUGAGAUUCUGGCCACAGUUCCGCAAGUGCCACCAAAGGAGAAGAAGAGGCGCAACUGGUCGAGUGAGAUGGAUACUAUAGUCGAUCGUCUAUGCAUCUGGCACACCGUCAGCCUGGACGACUUCCCUGCGACAGAAGAUGGAGGCCGGAAGGAUGGCAGCAGCAGCACCUCUUCGAAACCCAAUGAACCCCUCAAGGACUUUUGCAAAGACGUCCUCCUCCCAUUCUACUCGACCAAACUUCCCGAGCAAGUCAAAUCAAUAUGUCGUAAGCUCGGCGGACCUGAAAUUUCGCCCAAGCGAUCCAAACAACUUCAUCCAGCGCCUGCAAUGACCCUACAUCGAUCGUCGUCAAUAUCAUCGCUCACGAGAUCAAAAUCAGCCAGGCCGCUUGCAAAACGGACUCUCGAAAGGGUUCUCAGUGAAGACCACCAACUUCAUCGGCACACCUCUCCACCAACCACCUUCUCGCGCGGACCCUCAGCAACAGCCUCCGUGACCCACAACCCUAUAAUCCCCGCUCUAAAGCGCGAGCCCUCGGAGAGGCCAGUCUCUCGGGGAGGCAACCUCUCGAAAUCAGUCUCUUUCAGCAAUCGCGAAAUUGACCUUGCCGCGGAUCAAAAAGCGCAUGAGCAGAAACGGCGUAAGCUCGAUCGGCUGGCGCAACAGAAGAGGGAGCUGGAGGCCGCGAUUGACGCGCUUAAGAAGCCUGAUCGCAAGACCGCGGCGGGGCUCUUCAUGGACGAAGUCGAGGACAGGAAGAGUAAGGAGAAAGAGAGAAAAUCAGCAGUCCAGAUAUCUGCGACGCCAAGGGCGAGGAGAGUCAAGGAGUCGCUGAUGGAGCCCGAGCUGCCGCAAUUGCCAAAAUUGAAGAUUCAGGAACGUGAUGCAGGGAUGGUCAUUCCUUCGUCAACGAUCAAGGCUCGGCCUUUACGUUCUGGAAUACCGAGUUCGAACAGCACGACUAGAUCGUCAGCCACCAAACGAGCAGUCCUUGCAGCUAUCCAUGAGACGCCAUCACGCGGGGUCGUGAAGAAAACUUCGAAUCCUCUGGACUUACCUCCGGUCUGUCCCCCUCUGGCAAAGGAGGUAGACCAAUUCACGAUCGCAGCGACCCCGGCGUCCAAACAAGUGAACAUGGGUAGAGAAGGCGAGCCUUUGUCAGAGCACGAUCCGCCCUCCGGAUCCCCCGCGCAGGCCGGUCCUUACGAGGAGAUCAACAGUGUGCAAAACUUGCACAUGACUCGCUCCCGGCGGCCAGUUCUGUUUACGCCCGUGAAAAGGUCCGAUGUGCCGCUGGACCAUGUAUUCCGUGACGCCCCGGAGAUUCCUGAGCAGGCCGGACGCAUGAUGGAUCGAGUCAUGGGCGGCAGGGGCCGCGGGAUGAUGAUGGAUGACAGCUUUCAGUGGUCGCAAAGUACUACAGAUGGUGUGACGAAGACGCCUGCACGAGGGACCGUUGAGCCAAAGGACUUUCCCAUGGGGAAUGUCGAGGAAGAUGAUAUUUACGACAAGUUGGGUUGGAAUGAUGACUUUGACCUGUGA